AUAAAUACGACACACGGUGACUGAGUAGACGUGGUGCGAGUGAGAGGAUUAUACUGAUUGUUGCUAUUUCAUUUUUUUUACUUUUUACACUUUUUGAAAUUUUUUUUCGGGAAAAUUUGAAUUUUCCUCGUUUUUGAUACCAUUUAACGCGAAAAUAUCCAGGAGCUCGAAAAACCACACCCGGACGGAAAAAACCGCCGGAAAAUACGAGAAAAUUGCGAAAAACUACAAUGAAUGAGCGAGUUGCUUUUUGGGACACCCUGAUGUUUUUUGUUUGUCAAAAUUUUCUGGGGAAAAAAUUCUUUCUUUAUGAUUUUCCGGAUUUUCCUGGAUCUUCACGCAGUUUCUAGUGUUUUGGGGCAGUAGGGACGGUAGCCGGGAACAUGAUCAGUGAAACGGACACAUCUGUGACGUCGUCGGAGGAUCUGACGACUGAAGAAGCUGCCCUGGAAAUUCAGGAUUCCCAUCCUGCUCCCGAGGAAGUCAUCCUGAUCAACCAGUACGCCCAGAAAGUGAUUGAUUUCAGCUCUCAGUACGGAAGUGACACCAGCAUCUCCUACACAGCCUACAACAUCACGGGGCGCCCUUCAAAGUUCCCAGAUUAUGGGGAUUUUCCAGAAACUUUUGCAAUGAGAACCUAUGGACGAUGGUGGGAUAUAGCGCCAUCGGCUAUGGAAGAACUGCAGCCCACCAAUUUUCACGACAUUCCAAUUCAUGACUUUAUUGUGGUUGAAUUUGAGGAGUUUGUCAUCCCAGAGGCGAUUGCUGUGUACGAAACCUACAAUCCGGGGGCAAUUGUGAAGAUUUGGGCCUACUUCAGUACCAUCAGCACCUGGAAGUGCCUCUGGUAUUCCUUCCCGGAUCCCUAUGUGGAGAAAAGACCCAGAAUAUUCAGCCCACCGCUCAAGAAAGUCGCCCUACCGACAAAGAUUAUUCGUCUGGAGUUCAAUCACAUCUUCCUGGAUUACUUUACAGAGAUCGAUGGGAUGGUACUCACAGGGAGGAAAUGUGAUGUAGGUGAGAUUUGUGAUGCAGCAGCAAUGCGGAAGAGUAAAAAGGGUCCCAUUCUGCGGAAGUUGGAGAGUGUUCAGUUCAAAUUGCGCCAAAUUGAAAAUCACAAGGAUAUCCUCAAGGACUUCCUGGCCAAUGAUUUGGGGAAUUUCAUGAAGGAAGUCGGGUUGGUGCAUGAAGAUGAGAAAGAGGACAAUACUCCACCACAGAUUACCCUAAAAGACUUACCCUGUGAGAUUCUGUUUAAAAUCCUUUCGUACCUGGACUUGGUAUCAAUCUUCCGGACUGCUCAGGUGUGCAAGAAGCUGUAUGACGUUGCUACGGAUCCCUUUCUCUAUCAGGAGAUCAAUCUCAAGCCUUAUUGGCAUGCUGUGUGCGAUGAAAUGCUGACCACCCUUACAAAACGAGCCACAUUGCUGAAGAAGCUGGACAUCUCCUGGUGUGGGCUCUUCCACUCCAUCACACCGUCCGUUUUUAGGGAAUUUGUACGAUGUUGCUGCAAGAAUCUCACCCACCUCCGGAUGAAUUCGUGCAAAUUCAUCAAUGCCUUCUGUAUGGAAGUUGUGGGGAGUGUUUGUGUGAAUUUGCGCGAAUUAUGCCUCCGGAACUACUCAAAAUCCCCGAGUGUCCUCAACUUCCACUGCCUGAAGAACCUGCGUUUCCUCGAGCGUCUGGAUCUCUUUCGUACGCAAAUCGAUUCAGAUCUCCUCCUCAUGACACUUCGCUACAAUCCUGGGCUAAAGCACCUCAAUCUGGGCAUUUGCAACAGCACAGUUAGCAUGGAUGACGUUGCAGUUCACAUUGCACGAUACAAUCGCUCAAUUGUAUCCAUUGACAUGUGGAAAUCGCACUUCCUGUCCUCAGUGGGAUUACUGUCACUGUCGCAGUGCCAUGAGCUCGAGGAGGUGGACUUUGGGUGGUGCCUCCGGGAGGAAGCGUCCCCAGGAGACAGUCUCCGUAUCCUCCUCAAGGGUUGCCCCAAACUCAAAAAGGUCUUCCUGGCCGCCAUACGAGGCAUUAAUGAUCGCGAUCUCGAGAACAUCACGGAAUUCUGCCCAAAUCUCGAGCAAUUGGACUUGAUGGGUGUCCUCGGCAUCACCUAUGACAUGUGCUACAAAAUCCUCAGCAAUUGUCGCAAGCUUAAAAUGCUAGACCUCAGUUUUUGCGAUCAAAUUGAUGAGAUUCAGACUGCUCUGUGGAGGGAUGUCUUUCGUGUUAGUAUUAAAAGGAAUUUCGUGCCUCCCGAUCAUCCCUUUAUUACGUAAAAAGGGAGAGAGGCGAAUGGAGGGCAACACAGGUGUGAAAUGAAAAUAUUUUUGCUGAGAAUCAAAAGACAGAUAAAAUUGUAUUUUUUAUACCUAUUCUUGUUCACUUUUGAGUGCAUGUGUGCAACCGCUAAAAGGUUUUAAAGUCAAUUUAUAUGAAAAUAAAGAGCAUUAAUUUAAUUUUAA
Lutzomyia longipalpis is the source of this 2462-nucleotide messenger RNA. RefSeq names its product F-box/LRR-repeat protein 4-like. Bases 384 to 2276 code for a protein of 630 amino acids. The record is from RefSeq and is a predicted model, not a curated record. Gene Ontology annotation, molecular function: protein binding. NCBI's taxonomy places the organism in Eukaryota, Metazoa, Arthropoda, Insecta, Diptera, Psychodidae. Gene Ontology annotation, cellular component: SCF ubiquitin ligase complex. Gene Ontology annotation, biological process: SCF-dependent proteasomal ubiquitin-dependent protein catabolic process. The transcript is spliced from 3 exons.